AUGGCUUCCGAUUUGAACUUGACGACCUCUGUGACGUUUCAGUUCGUCCUAGCGCAGUCGACGUAUCCAAAUCUCACCCGAUCAUGCAACAACACCCCAAACCUCCGCCUCAUCCGUCAAACGCUGAUGCUUCCCAUGCAAGCCAGAUGCUCGACAUGCGGUAAGUCUCACGACUUUCAAUUGCCGCUGAGCGACCUCAGUCACGGCACUGACAAGUCGAGGUGGUACGUUGGGGCUGAUGCUACGAUUGUUCCUUCCUUGGACGAGAUUGACUCGCUGGGUGGUGAUCAGAAGUACUUCCACUUCCAUGGCAUCAAGGUCAAAUCACGGACUUUCGAUAAGGCACAUAUGGAGACGAACACUGACAAGGAUGAUGUAUUCCACACCCACACGAUCAAGAAAGCUCCAGGCAUGCGCUCGAUCGCUGAGCUUCUCAAGGGCGUGAAGGUAGCACGGAUCCUCGACAUUGACCAGGUAGACUCCAAAGGCCCACUUAGUUUCAGCCAGCAAGCCUCCACAUUCGACUCAACUGCAGUCAUGGCCUGGAUCGACGUCCUCACCAAAGUCGUUCUUCGCGCCCACUACGCCGAGGGUACGUUCUUCGCUUGGCAGUUCUCAGGCGAUGGCGAGUAUCGAGCACCGAGCUAUGAUGCCGAGCAGAUGCUCAGAGACCUGCACGUCAAGAAGAGAACGAUGAGGUACUACCGGUCCAGCAAGAAGGACGACAUCUCCCAGCGUGACGAGGACUUGGCAGCAGCUCUUGGGUCCACGUUGAGAGGUGAUCUCCUUGGUCCACUGGCUAUGCACGUUGCCAAUACUGCAAUCGCAAACACGAACCAUGACAGGGUGAAGGAGACGAUUGGGCAGAAGUUGAGGGCAGGUGGGUAUGGACGGUACAACGCCUCUUACAUUGAGGCUGUUGGGGCUGCUUCCUCGAAUAAACCACGCUCACAUGGUCGGAGGUCUUCGUGGGUUUUCAUUUAA
Zasmidium cellare ATCC 36951 is the source of this 984-nucleotide messenger RNA. RefSeq lists its product as uncharacterized. The transcript is spliced from 2 exons. NCBI's taxonomy places the organism in Eukaryota, Fungi, Ascomycota, Dothideomycetes, Mycosphaerellales, Mycosphaerellaceae. Bases 1 to 984 code for a protein of 327 amino acids. The record is from RefSeq and is a predicted model, not a curated record.